CAAAACAAACAAAAAUUUAACGAAUUUCUGCAAAUAUCAUGUGAUAAAUUUUAAAUUUUGACCCAAAUUUCAUGCAAAAAAGGACAUGUUACAAAUUUUAGUCGACUUUUUCAACUGUGUCGGGGCCUUUUUGAACUUUGUGCUCAACUUAAGUUACUAUAUUGGAAAACUCUUAAUUGCACUCGGAUCAUGGCUUUUUGCCCUCUUACAAGCGGCUUUUUUGAACAUUCAUGCCUUGGCGGUCAUUUUAUAUGAAGAUUUUUCGUAUUUUUCAUCGGAUAUCACGACAUUUCUCGAAGCAAUUGGACAAACAAUCAACAAUGGCAUCAAAACGAUCAUCGAUGGCAUUGUUGCAGGUUGUUCCAACACCGUCACAUCUACAAAAAGAAUCAUUAAUGAAGGCGGAUUCAAGAUUUCAACCUUUUUUACGGCAAUUUCUGAGUUAUUUUCGUUUGUUUUGUUGAAACUUCGGGAAUUUUUGAUCUUAUUGGGCAACGGAACGUGGUUUCUUGUGACUUUUUUGCCGAAAAUCAUCAUGGCAUUGACCGUUAUUUGCUGGAAUGCGUGUCUAGACUUGUGGAAUCACCUGAAAGAAGCAACGAGAAUUACUUCCAAUAAGAUUUCAGUUGCGACGAGAACAGCUUUCAAUUAUUUCUUGGAUGUGCCGUUGCAUUGCGCCUUGGGAUUGAUCGUUCUUUACGUCGCUUUUCGGUAUCGCGAGAAACUUUUUAGAUUGAUUCGCGUAAUUGGAUACAAAAUUUACAGCAUUUUGCAAUAUUACAACCACGAAUGGAAUUUAUAUCGCAUCCGGAGGCGAGAAGCAGCUCCGAGAAUGAACCAAAGAGAAGUAGAAAUAUUCGCAGAGACACCGCCGCCGUUGUUUGCAUCCCAAAAUGGGGGACCGUCAGUGAGAAAACCGCUGCGACGCGAGACAAGAAGCCCACCGAAGAAGAAAACGUCGCCAAUUAAGCCGGAUUUGUCGUGCGUCGUUUGCUUGGAUCAAAAAAAGACGGUACUUGUUCUUCCAUGUCGUCAUUUGUGCCUGUGUCGAAGAUGCUCACAACAAAUCCCGAGCAUGAACUAUUCAUGUCCUCUUUGUAGAAACACGAUUUCACAAACGAUUGACACGUAUCUGUAAAAAAAAGGUUUUUUUAGGAGAUUAGAUUAGAGAUAAACGAAUUUAUACCCCGAAAAUAUAAGAAAAUUAGAUUUAAAAUGAAUUUUCUUUGAGUUUUUCUUGAAUUUUUGUAAAUCUUUUAAAAAAUUGUAUU
Molecule: messenger RNA, 1271 nt
Organism: Culicoides brevitarsis
Lineage: Eukaryota; Metazoa; Arthropoda; Insecta; Diptera; Ceratopogonidae
Product: E3 ubiquitin-protein ligase RNF26-like
Exons: 2
Coding region: 86-1138 (350 amino acids)
Biological process (GO): ubiquitin-dependent protein catabolic process; protein ubiquitination
Molecular function (GO): ubiquitin protein ligase activity
Source: RefSeq, a predicted model, not a curated record